Messenger RNA from Sphaeroforma arctica JP610, 255 nucleotides. RefSeq lists its product as hypothetical. The record is from RefSeq and is a predicted model, not a curated record. Lineage: Eukaryota; Ichthyosporea; Ichthyophonida. The coding region runs from base 1 to 255 and encodes 84 amino acids. The transcript has a single exon.
AUGUCUGAUGGCGGCACUUCGGUCUCGCUUACGGCCGACAACUUUGCUUCGAUUGCUCCAGACAUACCGAUGGGCGAUGGCGAUGAGAUGGCUGAUGUACCGAUAGAUGAUGGCGAUGCGAUGGCUGAUGUCGAUAUUGAAGGGCAGUACGAGAUGGCAGUGCAGACUGAUGGAGCCUCCACGGACAGCCCAGGAAUGCCACGGACCCAUGCUGGGGUCACCUUUGUCGACGAGCCAACGAUGCGGGUCACGUAG